AUCAAAAGAAGAAGAAAACAAAGAAGGAGAGCUUAAAAGUUAGCAGUCAGCUUUUUAAAUGUCCUAAAUAACUAACAAAGAGCUAAUUAUUUUAGGUAAUAUAUUCUGUAACAAGGCAGAAAAGGUGUUAAGGAUGUGACUAUACAACCCUUUUUUUCAGAAGAAGAUUCUUGUUAGUAUUUUUCUAAUUUAGUAACGGACGUUAAACAGACGUUAGCUUUGUUGUUGUGUUGCUGUAGUAGUUGUUGUCAUUACGUUAACGGUUGAGUUCGAGUUCGUCACAAACGUCUCACAAGCCGUUAAAAAAUCGUCUAUAGAAACUUGUUUGGUCCAGUAAUAUUGUAAAAAUGGACGAUUCCUCCGUGAUAAACAGAGCCGGUGGAGCAGAUAAAUGCUAUAUCUGCCUCAGCCCCUUUGGAAAGCAAACAGUGGCUUCUCUGGAGAAAUGCCAGCAUGUAUUUUGCCUUAAAUGUAUUCUGCAAUGGUCCCAGACAGCCAACACCUGCCCCGUGGAUCGGAUCAAUUUUGGUUUUAUCUACCAGAGACGGUGUCCUGGAGGGGACAUUCAAAAGAAGAUAAAAGUGAGGACAAAGAAAAGGAGAGAAGAAGAUGAUGAUGAGGAGGAGGAGAGCCCUGCUGUUAUCUGUGAGGAAUGUGGACGCAGCGACCGCAGGCACCGGCUGCUGGUGUGCAUUCACUGUGACUCAGGGUAUCAUAUGGACUGCUUGACGCCACGUUUAAACACAGUUCAUGCAGGCGACUGGAUUUGUGCUGAGUGUGCGGUCACUCCCCAACAUACAGAGGGCUCCGUGGUGGAGGGGGAGAUCAGUGAUGGAGAGCUAUCAGACCUCCUAGCUGAAGCAGAUGAAUCCGAAUCGACCAGCAGUCGUCUUCGGCCGUCCGCCAUAAAUCUCCCCAGCAGCUCCACUGAACGACGACACAGCGACAGGAUCCAGAGCAGAGCCGAUCCUCUUCCUCUGCAACAAACCUCCUGGCAUGUACCUAAAUAUCUGUUACGGGCUUCAAAGGCUGCCGUCACAACAGAAGAAGAAGCUGCUCUUCACAGUGAAACCAGCAGUGCUUCAGCCAAGUUAAACGCAAGAAAAAGAAAGAAGCGUGCAACUUGAGCUCCUGAGAUCAAGAAGGGUUGACUUGGACUGUCAGAAAUGACCACAUGAUGGCAGCAUUGUGUCCCAAACAUAAACUGACCAAAACCUCA
Molecule: messenger RNA, 1219 nt
Organism: Notothenia coriiceps (black rockcod)
Lineage: Eukaryota; Metazoa; Chordata; Actinopteri; Perciformes; Nototheniidae
Product: PHD and RING finger domain-containing protein 1-like
Exons: 7
Coding region: 348-1127 (259 amino acids)
Source: RefSeq, a predicted model, not a curated record